Molecule: messenger RNA, 3192 nt
Organism: Clavispora lusitaniae ATCC 42720
Lineage: Eukaryota; Fungi; Ascomycota; Pichiomycetes; Serinales; Metschnikowiaceae
Biological process (GO): oligosaccharide metabolic process; protein N-linked glycosylation
Molecular function (GO): Glc3Man9GlcNAc2 oligosaccharide glucosidase activity
Source: RefSeq, a predicted model, not a curated record
AUGGCAGACCUUUUGGACUCGCUUACCGCAGAGGAAAAGCGAUUGUAUGAAAACAAGCAGAGAACAAAGUACCACAAGCGGUGGGGGUCGUACUUGAGCGAAAGACAAUGGGCCACCGUCAGAGAAGACUACUCGGCUUCAGGCUCGGCCUGGGACGAUUUUUCGUUUGACCACUCGAGAUCGCGUACCUACAGAUGGGGUGAAGACGGAUUGGCCGGCUGCUGUGACACCCACCAGCUCGUGUGUAUGUCAAUGGCGCUUUGGAACGAGAAGGACGAGAUUUUGAAGGAGAAAUUGUUUGGCGUCACCAACUCCCAGGGCAACCACGGCGAGGACGUCAAGGAGCUCUACUACUAUCUAGAUAACACCCCGACGCACUCGUACAUGAAGUACUUGUACAAGUACCCACACGCCCGUUUCCCAUACGAGAAGUUGGUGGAGGAGAAUGGGAAAAGAUCAAGAGAAGAGCCUGAGUACGAAAUCACCGACACGGGCAUUUUCGAGGACGGCCGCUACUUCGAUGUGGUGCACGAGGUUGCCAAACUGGACGACGACCCGGAAGAGUUGUUGUUCCGUAUCACUGCCUACAACAGAGGCCCCGAGCCAGCGUCUUUGCACAUUUUGCCCCACAUUGUCUUCAGAAACACCUGGGCCUGGGGAACCGAAGAGGCUGCAAAAGGGAAACCGCACAUGCGGGCGCUUGACGACUACACGGUGGAGGUGGACCACCCCAAAUUUGGCAAGCGCCAUUUGGUGUACGCUCCAGCUCCUGGUGUCGCAGACAACGCGCCCGAUGUGGAGCCCCGCUUGAUUUUCACCGACAACGAGACAAACGCCGAGCGUUUGUACGGGCAAAAGAAUUCCACGCCGUAUGUGAAGGAUGCAUUCCACGACUAUGUGGUGGACGGGAAACAGGACGCUGUCAACCCGAAGAGAGAAGGCACGAAAGCUGCUGCACAAUUCAUCUUUGAGGAUGUUCCGCCAGGCGACUACGUCACGAUCCGGUGCAAGUUCUCUCGCUCAGGUGGCGAGAUUGACGAGUUCCGCUUUGACGAAGUGAUUGGAAGACGCCAGGACGAAGCAGAUGCCUUUUACUGGAAGGUCACACCGUUACCACUCACGGACGAGUUGCGCCAGGUGCAGCGCCAGGCCUUCUCCGGUUUGCUUUGGACAAAACAGUUUUACCACUUUGUGCAUAACUACUGGCUGAGCGGCGAUCCCAACACUCCACCUCCGCCCGAGAACAGAGCCAACGGCCGUAACAAGGACUGGAAACACUUGUACAUUGAUGACGUUUUGUCCCUCCCCGACAAGUGGGAGUAUCCAUUUUUUGCGGCUUGGGACACGGCGUUCCACUGUAUUCCUUUGGCGAUGAUUGACCCGGAGUUUGCAAAGAACCAGUUGGUGCUUUUGACACGUGAAUGGUACAUGCACCCGAAUGGGCAGCUUCCAGCGUACGAGUGGAACUUUAGUGAUGUCAAUCCGCCAGUCCAUGCGUGGUCGUGCUACCGUGUGUUCAAGAUUGAACGGAAAAUGUACGGAACAGAAGACUUGGAUUUUUUGGAGGGCUGUUUCCAGAAGUUGUUGCUCAACUUCACGUGGUGGGUCAACCGGAAGGAUUCUGAGGGCAACAACUUGUUUGAAGGAGGCUUUUUGGGUCUAGACAACAUUGGUGUGUUCAACCGUUCGGAACCUUUACCUACAGGUGGAACAUUGCAGCAGUCGGACUCCACAGGCUGGAUGGCCUUUUACUGUUUGCAAAUGUUGAACAUAGCUUUGGAGUUGGCGAAAACCCGCCCUGUUUACGAGAACAUUGCGUCGAAAUUCUUUGAGCACUUUAUUCUUAUUGCUGAUGCCAUGUCGUACCGUGGUGCCAAGAAAGGAGAGUUGCAGCCCACAGAACAAUCUUUGUGGAAUGACGAGGACAAGUUCUACUAUGACGCUAUCCACUUUGGCGAUCAUACUCAAUCGCUUCCUGUUCGGUCCUUGGUCGGUUUGAUUCCUUUGUAUGCUUCGUUAACAUUGGAACCUGAAUUAUUAAACAAGUUCCCAUCUUUCAAGAAACGUUUGGACUGGUUUAUAGAAAACCGCCGGUCUAUUGCAGAGCGGAACAUUGCGUCCAUGUCCCAUAGAGGUGUGGGCGAACGUUUAUUGUUGUCGUUGGUCAAUAAGGACCGGCUUGUGAGCAUCUUGGAGCGCAUGUUAGAUGAAGAUGAGUUUUUGUCAGACUACGGAAUUCGCUCUUUGUCCAAAUACCAUGAAAAGCAUCCGUUUGAGUUGGAUGUGGCGGGCCAGAAGUACGAGGUUAAGUACUUACCGGGAGAAUCUGAUCUGGGAAUGUUUGGAGGCAAUUCCAACUGGAGAGGCCCUAUUUGGUUCCCCGUCAACUUUCUCUUGGUUGAAUCCUUGCAGCGGUUCUAUUUGUACUAUGGACCUGAGUUGAAAGUGGAAUGUCCCAAGGGCUCAGGUGAGUACAUGAACUUGGCGCAAGUAGCGCAAGAGAUUCAACAUCGCUUGAUCCACUUGUUUAUACCAGAUCCUGAGGGAAACAGAGCGUGCAAUGGUGGAGUCGAAUUAGUAGACAAAGACCCCUACUUCAAGGAUUACGUGCCGUUCUACGAGUACUUUGACGGCGACACCGGUCGCGGUUUGGGCGCCUCCCACCAGUGCGGGUGGACUGCCGUUGUGGCCAAAUGGAUCCACGAUAAUGGUGUGACUUGCAGAGUUCCGAAAACACCAGGAACCCCUGGAAGAACUCCUGAACCACCUAGCACCUCAGAGGAGGAGAAGCCUCCAUUGCAGCGCAGAAGCUCGCUUCACCUGUUCGACCGGGCAACUCCAACGGCAGAUGAAGAUGAAGAAGAUCUUGUUAUGAAGUACGCUCCAAAGUCUGGGCCUUUCCCCGGCCGUUUGAUGCGUAGACGGAGUGGUAAGUCUUUGUUAAAUUUGACCAUCAACUCUUUGGACUUGGGCGAAGACUUGCAGGAUGAACAGAGUGUUCCAUCGCUCAGUGAGGGCAUGAAGAAUGUCACUGACAAGUUUGGGGACGAGUUGUCGCCAUCGCUUUCGCGCAGCUCUGCCGAAUCCAGACCGUACGACGACAAUCUUGUGGGACAGAUCAGAGCAGCGUUCCACAAGUACAAGUCACGCACAGACGAAGAAGAAGGCGAAGAGUUUGAAACGAGACACUAG